This is a messenger RNA of Glycine soja, 1466 nucleotides long. Its product is annotated as probable tocopherol O-methyltransferase, chloroplastic. Gene Ontology annotation, biological process: methylation. Gene Ontology annotation, molecular function: S-adenosylmethionine-dependent methyltransferase activity. Lineage: Eukaryota; Viridiplantae; Streptophyta; Magnoliopsida; Fabales; Fabaceae. The record is from RefSeq and is a predicted model, not a curated record. The transcript is spliced from 6 exons. The coding region runs from base 231 to 1145 and encodes 304 amino acids.
AAGAGUUAUAUAUACACUCACAAAUACUAAUCAUGUAGAGUAAAAUUAGAUGACGGUAAAAUUAUUUUAGUUUUGUUGAUAGAUAUUAAACUCAUAGUUUAUUGGAUUUUGAAGAGUGGUGAUAAAGUAUAUACAUAGUAAUGAUUGGAUAAGAGUUAAAGCACGUUGAGGAGGAUAGUAUAGCUGUCUAUAAAAAGUUGAGAUGAGUUGAUUGUGAUAUAUGAGGAGAGAUGGCAGGGAAGGAGGAGAAGGAGGGGAAACUUCAGAAGGGAAUCGCGGAGUUCUACGACGAGUCUUCUGGCUUAUGGGAGAACAUUUGGGGCGACCACAUGCACCAUGGCUUUUAUGACCCGGAUUCCACUGUUUCGCUUUCGGAUCAUCGUCUUGCUCAGAUCCGAAUGAUCCAAGAGUCUCUUCGCUUUGCCUCUGUUUCUGAGGAGCGUAGUAAAUGGCCCAAGAGUAUAGUUGAUGUUGGGUGUGGCAUAGGUGGCAGCUCCAGAUACCUGGCCAAGAAAUUUGGAGCAACCAGCGUAGGCAUUACUCUGAGUCCUGUUCAAGCUCAAAGAGCAAAUGCUCUUGCUGCUGCUCAAGGAUUGGAUGAUAAGGUUUCCUUUGAGGUUGCUGACGCUCUAAAGCAACCAUUCCCGGAUGGGAAAUUUGAUCUGGUGUGGUCCAUGGAGAGUGGAGAGCAUAUGCCUGACAAAGCUAAGCUUUCCACUUGGUGCAACCGACAGUUUGUUGGAGAAUUAGCUCGGGUAGCAGCACCAGGUGCCACUAUAAUAAUAGUAACAUGGUGCCACAGGGAGCUUGGCCCUGAUGAACAAUCCUUACAUCCAUGGGAGCAAGAUCUCUUGAAGAAGAUUUGCGAUGCAUAUUACCUUCCAGCUUGGUGCUCAGCUUCUGAUUAUGUCAAAUUGCUCCAAUCCCUGUCACUUCAGGACAUCAAGUCAGAAGAUUGGUCUCGCUUUGUUGCUCCCUUUUGGCCCGCAGUGAUACGCUCCGCGUUGACAUGGAAUGGCCUCACUUCACUCUUGCGCAGUGGACUUAAAGCCAUAAAGGGAGCUUUGGCUAUGCCAUUGAUGAUAAAAGGAUACAAGAAGAAUCUGAUUAAGUUUGCCAUCAUUACAUGUCGAAAGCCUGAAUAAUAACUGGAGGCAGAGUAUAGCGUUUUCAUAGAAUCUAGUGCAUGUUUUACUGUGACGGGGAAAUGUAUAAGAGUAUAUAUAAUGAGCGGUUGUUUAAAUAAGAGGAAAAAAAAACGAAUUCAAUUGGGUGGGACCUGGGAGUUUUUGGUACUGUCUUUGUUCGUUUUUUAUUUUCGACAUUAUAUUGUAGCCGAAAAGAAAUAAUCAAGAUCCUAUUGAGCGUUAAAGGGGCCGUAUGAUCAAUAUGAAGAUGUAAGCUAAUUCCUGUUUAAUUUCCAUUUGAACAAAGGCAUCAAUAAUAGUACCUCGUGUUUUAUUUAA